This is a messenger RNA of Raphanus sativus (radish), 965 nucleotides long. Its product is annotated as pathogenesis-related protein 5. Gene Ontology annotation, cellular component: extracellular region. Bases 116 to 853 code for a protein of 245 amino acids. The record is from RefSeq and is a predicted model, not a curated record. NCBI's taxonomy places the organism in Eukaryota, Viridiplantae, Streptophyta, Magnoliopsida, Brassicales, Brassicaceae. The transcript has 2 exons. Gene Ontology annotation, biological process: defense response.
CCUAUUAGUACAACCAAGAAUACUAAUGAACAACACUUCGAUAUAUAGAGGAUCAUUAACCCAUUUUUCAUCAUCAUCCACAUCACAUAAAUAAACAAAUAAAACGAAAAAAAAAAUGGCGGAUACUCACAUUCUCUUAUUUGUGUUCAUCACAAGCUGCAUUGCUGUUACCGCCACCGUCUUCGUUUUGGAGAACAGUUGCCCAUUCACUGUUUGGCCUGGAAUCCUCUCCGGCAACAGCACCACCCUCGGCGACGGCGGGGUUCCCCUGACUCCAGGCGCUUCCGUGCAGCUCACCGCUCCUCCGGGAUGGUCAGGCCGUUUCUGGGCUCGUACCGGCUGCAGCUUCGACGCCUCCGGUCGCGGUGGCUGCGUCACCGGAGACUGCGGCGGCGUUUUAAACUGUAACCGCGGCGGAUUUCCUCCAGCAACGCUAGCCGAGUUCACCGUCGGAUCAGGCGAUUCCGGCGUUGAUUUCUACGACGUCAGCCUCGUCGACGGUUACAAUGUCAAGAUGGGGAUCGAACCCUUGGGAGGAACCGGAGAUUGUCAUUACGCUGGGUGCCUCGCCGACAUCAACGAGAUUUGCCCUGGCGAUCUCCGGAUCAUGGAUCCGAACGUCGACGGAGUUGUCGCGGCGUGCAUGAGCGCAUGCGCGGCGUUUGAUUCGCCGGAGUUCUGCUGCACCGGAGCUCACGCGACGCCGCAGACUUGUAGUCCGAGUCAGUACUCGAUGGUGUUCAAGAACGCUUGCCCUAGCGCUUACAGCUACGCAUACGACGACGACGCGACAAGCAUCUUCACUUGUUCCCGAUCUAACUACUUGAUUACCUUCUGUCCCACCCGUUCUUAAACACCGGAGAGCUCCGGUUAAUUCUCGAGUCUUGCUUCUCUCUCACGUUUCUUUUGCUUGUGAUGUACGGAACGAUUGAAUAAUACAGUAGUAUCAUUUUCUGUUUUUUAAA